AGAGGCUGUUAUUGAUUUUCUGGGCUUGGCCCUUUUGACAGCUCGUAUCUAUUUUAUUUUUUUAAAAUAAUUUCCAUUGUCAGACCAUUGAAACCGGCGGGAAGGAGUGAAACUGAUUAAAAAGUCCACCGAAGGGAACCAUGGAAGAGCCCGGGCGGCUGCAGCUCCUCCAGGAGAUGCGAGCGCAAAAUUUCGACCUGAUAAGGUUCGCAGGAUACAGGACAGCGUCAAAACUACGCUUCUUGCAGAAAAAGCUCAACCUUCAUUUAGUCGACAUCUGGAAUGUGAUUGAGGCUUUUAGAGAGCAUUCGUUGAAUACGCUUGAAAUUGAGGAGGCUGAAUUGUCUGUGGCAAGGCUGGAGUCGCUUGUCUCCUCGUUGUAUAGGACGCUGAACAAGCGGCUUCCGCCUUCCCAGCAGGUUUCCAUUGAGACGAAUUCAAACCAUCUUUUAAACUGGCUCCUCUCGGCAUACUCGGUCGAGACGCUCGGAAGGAUCAGGGUUUUCUCCAUCAAAGUCGCCCUCGCUACGAUGUCUUCGGGCAAGCUGAUGGACAAGCUCAGAUACAUUUUCUCCCAGAUUUGUGAUGAAAACGGUCACAUGAUCGUAUCAAAGUUUUCACUCUAUUUGAAGCAAGUACUCGCCUUGCCGGCUUCUGUGUACGAGAGCCCCAGUUUUGUAUUUAGGGAGGAACUUGCCACAGAAGUCUUUGGAGGGAAUGGCAAGGUGACUGUAAACGAUUUUCUAGACACUCUCAUGAGUGAUCCUGGCCCACCAGUACUGGUUUGGCUGCCUCUUCUCCAUCGAAUAGCCAGUGUUGAAAAUGUCAUCCAUGGCCUUCAGUGUGAUUGCUGUCUCACGUACGAUUUUGCCGGGUUCCGCUAUCGUUGUGUAAAAUGCAGUUCAUAUAAUAUGUGUCAGCAAUGUUUUUGGCUUGGACGUUCCUCAGGAAACCACACGCUAGACCAUGAAGUCCGAGAAUACACGAGCUAUAAGUCUCCGAGUAAGCAAAUAGGCCACUCUUUAAGGAAAAGUUUUCGCUGUGUGCCAGAGAAAUCGAGAUCUCUCCCGAGAUAUCCUGACCAACCGGAAAAGCCACUCAAUUUGUCACACAUCGUACCCCCUUCACCAUUAUUAAACCAUAACGGCUUCCCUGAUUACGGCUACGACAGCCUGGAUAGUAGAACAAACGCCAGAAGCCCUGGUAAAAGCAUACAAUCUUUAAGGUUGGACGAUGAACAUAAGCUUAUAGCGCGUUAUGCAGCACGUUUAGCUCAGGAAGUACAAGCGGGCCGGACACCUACUGAAACAUCCCUCAAUCUUGAUACUUCCAGGGCGCAGAGGGAACUUAUUCUCCAGCUGGAGGCCAAAAACAGGGAGAUAAUGAGAGAAAUAACAAGGCUGAGAAGGCAGCAGGAGAGUGUUGGGACAGAAGAGAACCCUGCACUCAUGAGUGAAUUACGCGCCCUUCGUAAAAGAAAGGAUGAGCUGGAAACGCAUCUCACCUCGCUUCAAGACUCCAGAAGGCAUCUAAUGCUUCAGUUAGAAGGGCUAAUGAAAUUACUUAAGAAUCACCAGUCGUCACCGAAAUCGACUCCAAACAGCUCCCCAAGGGGUUCAAAAAGCCCACCACCCUCGUCGAGAUCUGCGCCGCCUACGCCCAACUCAGAAGCAUCUCGUCUCAGCCAAGGCUUCGUGUCAAAUACCAGUUUAAACAAGCAGCGAUCGGUUUGUUCUGAGCUGCUACAGGCUGCGGAUUCGGUCACAAAUGCAAUGUCCUCACUUGUCUCCCAGCUUAAUUCAGAAUCUGACACCGAAAUUACGCCUACGGAAGAUCGUAUGAGAAGAUCAACUGAAUUUGAGGAGCAAUGGAGGGAACCAAGUUAUACAUAUCAGUCGAAGGAAACGGAAGAAAACGAGGAAAACGUCGUAGUGGCUCACCGGAAAAAGUCUGAUUCGGAUAUAUGGUACAACAGAUAAAGGAAAAGGCGAAGAUAGGAAAAACAAAAAA
Messenger RNA from Cimex lectularius (bed bug), 2010 nucleotides. RefSeq names its product dystrobrevin beta. NCBI's taxonomy places the organism in Eukaryota, Metazoa, Arthropoda, Insecta, Hemiptera, Cimicidae. The coding region runs from base 141 to 1979 and encodes 612 amino acids. Gene Ontology annotation, cellular component: plasma membrane; synapse. Gene Ontology annotation, biological process: synaptic signaling. The transcript is spliced from 14 exons. Gene Ontology annotation, molecular function: zinc ion binding. The record is from RefSeq and is a predicted model, not a curated record.